AUGGCGGCUGCAAGCAUGGCCGCCGCCAGCAGUUCAACGACUCCACUCAUUGGGAGAGACCGGAGCGUAUCAGACGCCGCCGCCACGCACAACGUUGUAGACGAUCCGCGACCGCCCGAAGCCGUGCAUCUCCCCCGCUCCGCCAGCUAUACCUACUUUCCCCCGGUCAAAGAUCUAGAGUACGAGGACUCGUCCGUCGUGGAGCUCAAGGGCAGGAUCUCCGAGGCGGAGCUGCACUCAUCGAGAGAUGAGGAUUCGCCCUACUCUUCCAGCGGAGGCUCGACGCCUGAGAACGAACCUGCCGAUCUACCGGACGAAAAGCCAUCGCACUCGGCUGAUCCGCCGACUCAGCGAUCGAGGCUCUCCCGCUUUUUCUCCUCGUCGCGCGAGCCUGUGACGUCAGGCAACCAGGCGAAGGACGGGGUGAAGGACAAGAGUACGCGCAAGGACACGCAGAAAGAACCCUUGAAGCAGCUACAGAAGCAACCCCCGAAGGAGGUGCGGAAAGAAUCCCACAAGAAUUCACAGCAGCAGGAGAACUCAAAGCAGAUUUCAAAGCAGACGCGGAAACCGGCCUCAAACCAGACUCCAAAGGAAGCCUUGCAAGAUACUUCGACAGACGCCGCACAGGACACCCCGAAACUCGCUUCGAAAGAGGCUUCGAAGGAAUCCCCGAAGGAGAGCCAGCAAAAAGCACAAAGUGAGAAGAAUAAGGAGGAAGAGGAAAAGGAGAAGACGGACAGGGCGGAAGCUGAUCAGCAGGCCGUGCCUCCCAAAAGGUCGCUUACUCAUCUUCGACGCAAGUCCUGGGUGUCGUCCAGUGCGAAGGAGUCGUCACCGAGCAAAUCCUCAGGAGAAGAUGGUGUAAACGGCAACCGCCCAUCUCCCGAAAAGCGUCGGAGCCUCAUCACUACAUCCCGGCGCAAAUCCAUUCUUCGCAAGGAUUCCGACCCGCCUCCGGUCGAGGAGGAGCGUGCAGAGCGCCCAACUGCUGCAACCAGACGCAAGUCAUUCAUACGGAAGGAAUCGGAGGGCGCACCCGCUUCGGAGGACCGUCUCAGUACCCGUGUAUCUCGGCGCAUGUCCAUCCUGCGAAACAAUUCGGACCGCAAAGAAACGGAGCCAGCUCCCGCCGAAGACUCUGCCACGAAAUCUCCCAAGAAGGGUACCGUUCUUACGAAGAGACCUAGGAAACCUUCAGAUGCUUACAUCAAGCCGCUCAAGGCCGAAGAGCUCCCUCCAAUUCCGGCAGUACCCGAGAUACCAAAGUCUCCCAACCUACCAAAAUCUCCGUCAAUGCCUGCCUCACCUCAACUAGGCCAAUCGUUCUCCACCGACAGAUUACCAACGCUGAUGAGGUCACCGCCAUCGCAAGAAUCCGUCAUUCCACCCGUGCCGAGGACGGUCAAUCACGAGAAGUUGAAGACCUUUUCGUUAGAAACGCCGAAGAAGAAGGAUGAACUGUGGGGCCAGUUCCGAAGUCUGGAUGGCGACUACCAAAAAUUCUCGUCAAAAUCCAUUGCUUUGAAAGCAAAUGUUGUACGCCAGAACCUGCUUCCAUUCCUCCGAACUUAUGCAACACAUCCAUCAAACAGUAGGCUUCGGCCAGAAGAUUUGGACCGCCGCAGCAACAUUCUGAAUCGAUGGUGGACCGGCUUGCUGGAAAUGAUCAAUGGAAAGAACAACCAAUCUAUCUCCGGGUCCGACAGGCCUCAUAUCCUUCAGGCGAUAGUAGGUAUUAUGGAACGCCCAGAGUGGCGCACACAUCCUUCACCAUUUGCACCCUUGACGGAAAGGCAUGCGCCGGUCAUACCCCGGUCACAUUCCUCAACAUCAGUCGCAUCUCUCGAGUCCGACUUCUUGGCCGAAUCGGUGCAUCACAACGUACGCAACACACUCAUCCAAAAUCUUACCGCGCAGAUGGGAUUUGUGGUUGAGAAAAUGUCUUUGCGAAAUGCACCGGCUAGUUUGGUGAACUUCUGCGGGAAAACAUGCGCAUAUGCCUUUUUCUUUUGCCCCGGCAUGGCAGACAUCCUUGUUAGACUGUGGUCGCCCUCUCUAGAUGCCAUGAGACGGGUCAUGGCGGAGUGCAAGAUGUCAGACAGGUCGAAGCUUGACGAAACGUCCAAAGCAAUCCUCCCCAACUUCCCGCCGAAUCUCCAUUCCCUUGGAUUCACCAACCUUCACAAAACUUUCCGUGAGCUUCGCAAGCCUGCUCCGUUCCCUCUCGGGACAGCUAAUUUGCCUUGGCACGGGUCGUGGGUGAAGCGAUGGUCGGGGACGGAGAGCGACCUUUUUUACGUCUUUGCCAAGUGCUAUCAUAUCCUGAUCACAGACUUCCUUCCGGCAGGAACGACCGCUGCUGAACGACUCUGCGCCCCUGGGCUUGUCAUGGUCCACGCCCAGAUCCUCGCAAACCUGGACGAGACUCUCCAUCGCCACGCAGCGUUGACUGCCGCAAAAGAAGAAGAAAGCCUUUCGACGUCUUCUAUGACCUUUGAUGACGUGCUUGCGGACGGUCCGGAUGCAGCGGCGUCGGCCCUUCCUUUGCCUCCGGCCAACGCCGUUCGGCUGAUGGCAGAGAAUCGUCUAAUCAUGCUUCUUCGAGAUUUCCUCUCAGUAGGAAACCCUCAAUCCAUCACAGCCCCUCACAUGUUUGCAGAAAGUUUCAGUUCUCUCCUACAAGCAUCUGCUCGUAGGGUCUCCAUUUUCGAUCAUAACGCGUCUUAUACCCUUUGCGAUUUUCUGGAAGAAGCACUUCUGAUCUUGUUGCGUUAUGAGCGCGCUGCCGACAGGUUGGUCGUUGACUGGACAUUUUGGAUUUCCGUGUACAGGCGUAUGACAGAAAGCCACAACACCACCACGGAGAUCCGACUUUUGUCCUUUCUGUACAGCGUAUGGGGCACGAUUGUUGAGGAUGAGAAGCGCAAGUCCGAGCUCUGUCUCGACUUCCUGCUCGAGCCAGCGUUUUUCGAAAGCCGUUUCAAUCACUGGUGCCCCAUGCUUCGGGCAUACUACAUGAGGUUGAUCUGUUGGAGGGUCUCAAGAUUUGACGGGGAGGCUACGGACUCUGACUUGCGAAUCCUGAAUAGUGUCGAGGAGAGGUUGCAAUCAGUCUGGGCCCACUACCUGUACCUGCAGGAAGUGGCACAGACGCGAAACGAGCCGCUCCCCUCAACCACGCCUUGCAACCCAGCACCCGGGCGCCGGCUGCUCAUCAUACGUCACGACGCGCCAUUGUCCCCUGCAAAUGGGCCAUUCCUCUCAUUCGACGGGAUCGUGUCGAAUGCUUCGAAAAACCAACAGUCAGCGUACGGCAACCACUCGUCGCUGGAGACGCAGCUGGGCGACACAAACAUUCGGCCAGCCUCCGCACUAUCCAUUGCUUCGGAUAACUCGGACGCUGGGGAAGAGGACAACGGCAAGAAGCGGUUCAGCUUGCUGCGCAAUCUUCUAAGCGUGUCCAAGCCGCGCUCGAAAUCUCGCAGCCCUGAUCCACCAACCUCCCGCGAGGGAACCACAGACACGCCGAACUCGGACAGCACUACCUCGGAAACGGCAGCAAAGAAACACAACACGCCGGAGGUGCCUCCGCAUCGCAGCUACUGCUUCCGCUUUUCAUUGGAAUGGGUGCAUGACAAGCGCUUCGCAAACCCUGGCCCGAUGCGUCUGAUGCCUCCACGGCUGCCCCCGGCAGCUCAUAAUUUCUUGCACGCACAGCGCGAGGAGUCGGAAACGGCCAACCCCAAGCCGAUUACAAGCGUCAAGCCGGAAGGGGCAGCCAUCACUUCGAGCAAGUACGCAGGACGCGCGCUGGGCGAAUGGGCGAUAGUGGUGGGCGAAUGCCAGAGCUUUUUCCAGCGCAGGAAAGACGAGGGCGUACCAGGUAACAAGCUGGUGGAGACGCCCACGCUUGGCGUUGAAGUUUUCAGGCGACCAGGCUGA
Messenger RNA from Diplodia corticola, 3945 nucleotides. RefSeq lists its product as uncharacterized. Lineage: Eukaryota; Fungi; Ascomycota; Dothideomycetes; Botryosphaeriales; Botryosphaeriaceae. The coding region runs from base 1 to 3945 and encodes 1314 amino acids. The record is from RefSeq and is a predicted model, not a curated record. The transcript is spliced from 3 exons.